Molecule: messenger RNA, 744 nt
Organism: Rhipicephalus sanguineus (brown dog tick)
Lineage: Eukaryota; Metazoa; Arthropoda; Arachnida; Ixodida; Ixodidae
Product: netrin receptor UNC5A-like
Exons: 7
Coding region: 1-744 (247 amino acids)
Source: RefSeq, a predicted model, not a curated record
AUGCCGCGCGGACAUGCCGACCCCCGCCUGUGCGCCGGCGGCCAGGAUCGGGAGCGGCGCGUGUGCGACUCCGGUCGCGCUUGUCCCUUGGACGGAGGCUGGGGUCCCUGGGGACCGUGGCGCUGCGCUCGACGCUGCGGCCGCAGCCCGGGCAAGCGAACACGACGUUGCGACAACCCGACGCCGCGCUGGGACGGCCGCCCCUGCCGAGGACCGCAGUGGGAAGCCGGAUUGUGCCGCCUCGCUCCGUGCGUUGACGACCUUGCUGCUGGUGUCGCGUCCAACUUUCAAGAGUUAGCUGCACGGCUAGCUUUACGCAGACCAAAGGGGAGCAAUGCGACGCUACACUGCGCCGACGCCGGUCGACUGCGGAGUCGUUUUCCAGAGGCGACGCUGCGCUGGGAGCAUGAAGGCCAUCCGCUUUUGCUCGACCAGCGCCGUCAACUGUUCACCGGAGGACGUCUCGUACUCACUGACCUGCGGCCCGGCGACGCUGGACAGUACGCCUGCUGGAUGGAGGCUGCAGGCCGGCCGCUGCCUCCUGUGGCCCUGGUCUCCCUAACUGUGUCUGCACCUCCCAUGACUGUGACACCGGGUUCCUGCCUGACGUUGCUAUGUCGCCCUCCGCCCCCUUCGGCAGCAAAGCAACUCAAUGAGGGUCGCUUCGAGUGGCGCCACAACGGAAGCCUAAGAGCAGUCGCGCUCAGAGCUGGAAGGUGCGACUUGUUCAGAUAUCGCAAUUAG